Grammomys surdaster is the source of this 2804-nucleotide messenger RNA. Its product is annotated as protein DGCR6. Bases 77 to 682 code for a protein of 201 amino acids. The record is from RefSeq and is a predicted model, not a curated record. The transcript has 6 exons. Lineage: Eukaryota; Metazoa; Chordata; Mammalia; Rodentia; Muridae.
GAGAAUGACGUAAGGGGGCGGGGCGCGCCGGGGAACGCUGUGAGACCGACUCCCGGGCGCGGCGGGGGACCGCGCUAUGGACCGCUACGCGGGUGCCGGGGACGAGGCGGCGGACCGGGCCCGGCAGCAGGAGCGGCACUACCAACUGCUGUCAGCGCUACAGAGCCUGGUCAAGGAGCUGCCCAGUUCCUUUCAGCAGCGUCUGUCCUACACCACGCUCAGCGACUUGGCCCUGGCGCUGCUCGACGGAACGGUGUUUGAGAUCGUGCAAGGGCUUCUGGAGAUCCAGCACCUCACGGAGAAGAGCCUCUACAACCAGCGACUGCGGCUGCAGAACGAACACAGAGUGCUCAGACAGACUCUGAGGCAAAAGCAUCUGGAAGCCCAGCAGUCCUGCCGGCCUCACAACUUGCCAGUGCUCCAGGCAGCUCAGCAGCGUGAGUUGGAGCCAUGGCAGGCCAUGGAACAUCGGAUCCGGGAGGAGCAGCAGGCAAUGGACCGAAAGAUUGUCCUGGAACUGGACCGGAAGGUUGCCGACCAGCAGAGCACACUGGAGAAGGCAGGGGUAGCUGGUUUCUAUGUGACCACUAAUCCUCAGGAGCUGACACUACAGAUGAACCUACUGGAACUCAUCAGGAAGCUGCAGCAGAGGGGCUGCCAAGUGGGGAAGGCAGUACUGUGACCAAGUAGGGGUCCUGCUGUCCUCCAUUGCCUAGGAUGGCUGGUGCCACAGCCCAUGUGAGGGCUACUGACAGUCCAGCUGCCAACAGGUCUGCUUUCUCUGAGGGGCUGAUUAGACCCUGGCUAUGCCUGCUGCCAUCUACUGUUCAGAUUGAGUGGGGAAGGGUUCAAGCAAUAGGAAUGGUGUCAUGAAAAGGCCCCACGACUGAAUGAUGAGUAGGAAUAUUGGUUCUAGCACCUUCCCCUCUGGGCAUAUCCCACAUUCUCUCCAGGCUUGGGUUUUGCCUUGUUCCUGUAUAGCCCCUCCCUUGACAGCCCCAGCCCUGGAUGGAAGAAGCUCCAAAACCCAAGUUUGGUAUGGCCUAGGAAAAUAAAGAACCCAGGACAUGUUUUGUGUCUGUGCUACCUAGGAUCCUUUCCUAGUGGCUCUGGCCAUGUUGGAGCCAGCAGAGUGGCAGCCACCAUACGACAAUGCCCUUCUGGGAUACUCCAGCCCAGCCCUUAGGCCUUGUCAGGUCCCUAAUUAAUACAGUCUCCAAACUGCUAUAUGAAACUGAAGAGGUGUGCACAGACUCAGCUAGGACUUUAGCUACUGGAGUGAAGGGCACAGAGGGGUUGGAGGGGAGCUGGGCCCCAGGGCCCACUGUGUGCCGCCUGCAGCCAUCCAGAGCCAAUGCGUCUGGGAUGUGGAAUAAAAGUGGUUGGGUGUCACUGCAGCCUGGCAGAGGUGUCCCCAAUGUCUGGAUUGGAAUGGCCUCUGGUGCUCAGAGCUGACUUCGUGUGCAGGUACCAAGAGAAAGGUGAUAACUCUCAGUUACAGGACAAUUUAUUGACUAAACAGGCUUCCCAGUCUGUCCUCUCCAGUGCAGGGAAGAUGGCUCAGACCCUGGCAGGUUAGUUCUGGACUAGUGCUCUGCAGCCUGCAGAGGUGGUCAGUGCCUAUUCAGAAGAUUGGUGGGGCAGCUCCCAGGGGCUCUAGCUGACCCCAUUCCUGAGAGUCAGCACCUAGGGGUGCAGGAAGUCCCAGAGGGCAACCCUCUCACCCCCCCGCCCUCAGCACCUCAGAGGCUUGGGCAUGAAAAGGUGAAUGGUGUCUGGGCAGGUUGGACUAAGGAACUCCAGCCCAACCCCACGCUGUGCCCUGCCUGAAGCCCCAGAGGUGACAGGUUGAGUGGAGUAGGUAUGGACAUGGCUCCUGCAGUGACUAGGCUGGAUGGUGGAAGAGGCUGCCAGUGCGCAGCCGCCUGCGGAGCUCCUGCCAGAGCAGCUGCCUCUCUCGCUGAGCACCCUUCAUGAUGCUGCUGUUCUCCAGGGCACGACGGGACAGUGCCCAUCUAUGUACAUGUGCGUGGCCAGAGGACCAUCUUGGGUACUGUUCCAUGGGAGCCAGCCAUCCACUGAUGAAAUCCCACCUCGGCCUCCCUGGUGCUGUCCAACACCCUGCAUGGCAGGCUGCAGCACCUACCUGCACAAAGUGAAGCACACGGUGUCCUCAUUGUGUGAAGCCACCAUCACCUCUGCCUUGGUGCUGUGCGUCAGCUCCUCCAGCACAUAGUUAAGACACCUGGGACAGGGACAGUCCUACCUAAGUUUGGCUCCAGGCCAACCACCACCUGAACCCCCUGUUGGCUCUGCAGGAGCUCAGGCUGAGGAGCAAAGAGGGGAGGAGGAGAUGGAGGAGGUGGUGGUGACGAUAGCCAAAGCCUCAAAAAGGAGGAUGGCACCCGGUCUCCCCAGCUGUGGUAUGGGAGCCAUUCCUGCCUGGAAGGAGGGAGGCGCCUGGGAUGUCCUCAAGAAAAGCUAGAAGUUAAAGACUUCCAACAGAAGUUGACAUCACUUAUCAUAAUAUAAAAUGUUUAUAGUAGGAAAGGCAGAGAACAUGGCUGUGUCCAGAAUUCUCUGUCAGGGGCUUCUGCAUGAGAGUCAUUUCUGCUGUGCCCACCCGCUUUGCCAUUACCUUUUGUUUGCUCUCUUGAAUGGCCUAUUCCAGCUGUCUGCUCAACAUUGCAAGCUCGUGAUUUGGUAAUGUUUAUUCUCUCUACUGCUUCUCUCUACCUGUAAUUUGCUGUCUAUUCGUUUACUUUUGCUUGCUAUAUGCUUAAUAAACUCAUCCGAAACUGAAA